Molecule: messenger RNA, 4834 nt
Organism: Trematomus bernacchii (emerald rockcod)
Lineage: Eukaryota; Metazoa; Chordata; Actinopteri; Perciformes; Nototheniidae
Gene: gpr146
Product: G protein-coupled receptor 146
Exons: 2
Coding region: 327-1328 (333 amino acids)
Biological process (GO): G protein-coupled receptor signaling pathway
Cellular component (GO): membrane
Molecular function (GO): G protein-coupled receptor activity
Source: RefSeq, a predicted model, not a curated record
CACGUGUGUACACACUAGUGUAGGCUCAGCAGCACUCUGCAGUAGUAAAGUCUGCAACGGACGGCCCCUUUUCAGAACAAGCCUCGUCCGAAAAGUUGAUAGAUAAACUCAGUCUCCACCGUAAGCCAGUAAAACGGUUCUUUUUAGCCUUUAAGAGCGCGUGGGAAGCUGAAGUGAGUAUUUUAGGACCGCGUUUGUGAAAUGAAACGACUGAGAAAUGCCAGUGGAAAUGCUACAUCCAAACCCAAUGCCGCCGUAGGUUUGCCACCGAGCCAAAUAUAUACGUUUCUGUGGAUCUGUUGAGCGAGGCUCCCAGAGUCAGAGCGAUGUGGCUCUGCAUGGUUUACAAUGAGACGGACACCAGCGUGGACUUCCGGCUCUGCCAGGACUUCGGCCUCAUCCUGUCCGUGUUCUCCCUCAUCUACCUCCUGGUGUGCUUCCCGUUGGGGCUGUGCUACAACGUGCUGCUUAUCGUGGUCAACCUCUCCAACAAGGUCUCCAUGACCAUGCCGGAUGUUUAUUUCGUCAACAUGGCUAUCGCGGGCCUGGUGCUCAACCUGGUGGCGCCCGUGGAGCUGCUGAACUCCUCCUUCACCCGCUGGCACGCGUGGGAGUACAACAACGAGGUGUACAUCACCCUGCUCAUCCUCUUCAACAUCUCCUCCCUGGUCAUCAUGUACUCCACCACGCUGCUCAGUCUGGACUACUACAUCGAGCGGGCGCUGCCUCGCACGUACAUGUCCAGCGUGUACAACACCAAGCACGUGUGCGGCUUCAUCUGGGGCGGCGCCGUGCUCACCAGCUUCUCCUCGCUGCUCUUCUACGUGUGCAACCACAUCUCCACCAAGAUGGUCGAGUGCUCCAAAAUGCAGAACAAGGAGGCGGCGGACGCCAUCAUGAUGUUCAUCGGCUACGUGGUUCCCGCCGUGGCUGUUCUUUACGCCUUCGUGCUCAUCCUGCGCAUCAGGAAGGAGUCCACGCCCCUGGACCAGGACUCAGCCCGCCUGGACCCCUCCAUCCACAGACUGCUGCUGGCCUCCGUGUGUGUGCAGUUUGUGCUGUGGACGCCGUACUACAUGACCCUGCUGGUACACACUGUGGCCGGAGCGCCGGGGUACAUUAGCAACACACAUUACUUACCCACAUAUAACUUUCUGAGAUGCGUGUCCAAGCUGCUGGCGUUCUCCAGCAGCUUUGCGAUGCCUCUCAUGUAUCGACAGAUGAACAAAAACUUUUCUAACAAGCUCCAGCGGCUGCUCAGUAGGCUGCGCUGCAGAACCCAGUCCUGCCCUCCUGAACGCUCCACAUUGCAGCAAGUGGUGACGUGAGACCCCAUCCUGGGAGAUUGUUACCCAUGCCCCUCUAACUCCCACUUUUUCAAGCUCUUGGCAUAGCCGGCACUUAUCCCCCCCCCCCCCCAAAGGAGCCAGUAUCUGAUGGAGCUCCCUCGCUGCUCUGGACUGGGUUAAGAGCGACGUAGCUGACUGGAAUUUCCUUCACCUUCCAGAACCUGAUCUGCUCAGUUCUGCAGGGAGAGGACAAACAAAGCAAGAACCACUAAGUGCUGUUAUUUGUUGUCACUGAGUGAAGCUCUCCACUAAGACACAUAAGCUUCUAGUUUGAGGGCGGUAAAUUGGCACAUUAACUACCCAGCGCGGUGUUUUCUCCAAAUUUCACACAAACAGGCGAGCACUCUGUCAUUGCAGUCUGUGCGGCCUCCUGCAUCGGCUGUGUUAUUAAUAUUCUGAGAACAAGUUUGACCUAUUCCUGAUUUCACUGUAGACUCACAUUGCCCUUUGAACAUUUAAUCAGCCUGGCUUUCAAGGAGCAAUUCUGUUUUUACCAGUGGAAGUGUCAAAUGUCAUGUCGACUAGUUUUAAUAUGUAAUGCCGAUAUCUGUAAAGCAGAUUUGACAUGUUACAAAUUACAACGAUCAAGAACAUUUAAAAAGUGAGUUCUGAAUAUCAAUUUAACAGUUUGAUAAGUGAGAAUUGAGUUUUAGAUAUUGCUUAGGACUCGUCAAAAUGACAUUAUGGAUAUGUCGACUUGGAAUUAUAAUGUGUCAAAUUGAUCAAAAUGAAUGAAUGAUUAAUUAUUUAAAAAUGAAUUAAAUUAAAUAUAUGCAAUUGGGUUCGAAUAGAAGUCAAUGUUUUAAGAAAGGUGAAAUCAAAUAAGAGUUAUCUAAACCAAACAUUCACAAGUAUCGAGAAAUAAAAUGUUGACUAUUGAGAUAUAGGAUUUAGAUACAUUUUGGAAAGAAUUCACUACUAUUUAAAAUAACAUCAAGGAUAUGUUAGCUUGAAUUUCUAACUUAAAAAGCAACUGUUAAUAUAUACGAUUGCAAUAAUGAUAUACAAUUGAAGUCCAAACUCGAAUAAUGAAUAAAUAAUUCAUGAUGCUUUCUCCUGACACACUAGCAGAACCAUUGCCGACCCACGUUUUGUGCUGCCAGUGAACAUCAGUGUUUUAUCGCCCUCAAACUAAAAGCCUUGUCCACUUGAAUGAGAUGACAGCUCUGAAUUUAAAGAGCUGGAUUCAUCUUAAACUAAAACGUGUGAUUCCUCAUAAUCAGAGCAAAUAAUCUUCUCAUUUGUAAAGGUAGAGUACAACAUUGAUGGUUUCUUCAUUUCAAAAGCUAUUUUCUUUCUCGGCACCUACACGUAGCUUCUGCUAAGGGGAUGUUUCACUGUAAUAAAUAACACAGCACACAGGUAACACGUUUUUUUGUUGCAUAAACAAUUAAUAUACAUCACUUUAAAGUCACACAGACUACAUGACACAUCGCUCAUUAUUCAGGGUUCAGUCAUAACCGGUAUACCUCUUGUGAUCUCUGCUGAAAUCACAUCACCUGUCAAGCCUAAGCAGCUCAAAUCCACUCUUUAAAAAUCAGCUCAUCAGUAUGAGAACAGAGCCUCAGUCCAGUAUGUGAUUGGUUAAGGAAAUAUACAUGAAGGCCUCACAUGGUGAAGUCCCCACAGGGUCACAGAGGAGGAGGCAUGGACAUUCCCCGCAUUGUGAGAGCGUUUGGGAAGUUGUGUCCAGUGGAAGUAUGAAGCCUGACUAGUUCACAUUUCAAAAACCUCCACACAUGAUAUAUGAGUCGCCUGUCAAGCACCUACAAACAGCAGAUUUUAAACUGCAAUGCUGCUCCAGAUCAUCUGCACUUUUCCCGUUAAAGCCGCUUCUUGCCUGCCACUAAGCUAACGGACUGGACACCAGUUUGAAAAUUAGAAUUUAAACUUGUUUUUGCUUGAGGUCUGUUGCAUCACUGCAUUACUGGCCAGUUUGUGAAUCUCCCUGUGAACAGAUACAUGCAGCGAGGUGGGGCAUUCACUUGAAGACAAAUAGAGAGUGAGCACACUUUUUCACUCAAAUGCUAAAUAAAUAACAAUCAUAUGUAUUUGUAGACAGUUUACACCUUCAAAGGUGUCUUUGACUUUCACUGUAAAUGCCGCAUGUGCUAAAUAGAUUCAAUGCUUAUCAUACAUCUGUUGACAUUCACAAUAUAUCACACAUUUUUUUUAACACCUAGGGAUAUUUUUGUCCACGUGGGGUAUGAAACGGUUCGCAGCAGAGCCCCACCUUCUGUACGUGUAUCCACAAUCAAUCAGUGAGAAGGACUGUUUAUUUGCAACUGAGGCUGUGUGUUUACAUUAUGUGCUGCAAUAUGUGCCGCCCCAUAAAAAAAAAAAGGUUGUCUGGAUCGUGUGACACGGUGAAUCAUUAUUUGAACUUGGAUCAAAGUCCUAAUGCAUUUGGGAUUGUAAGGCAAACAGUAGCACACGGUCAGAUGAUAAGUGGUUUGAAUCAAAGCUUGUGAAUGUCUCAUGGAGGACGUGUAAGCAGCAUUGUGUUGUAUUGGUGUUCAUUAUCAGCCCAGAAUUGGUGCACUUUUGUUAUGCAAUUACUGAAACCCCCAACUAUUAUUUGAAAAAAGGGCCUACAAUGACACUUGAUUUAAAAAGAUUCUAUUGUUGAGUGUGACAUUUGAACAUGUUCCAAUUGGUAUUUUGUAGCAAUUUAUCCAGAUACUUUAUUUUCAUUCAGACAUCCAACUAAGAAAAAACAUAUUUUUGAUAAUUAAUUUUAAGUUUAAAGGCAUUCACCUGUCAGUCCAAAUCUUCAUCCCCCCCAGGAUAAAGUAUUCUUACUCCGAUUGAUUAUGACUAUCUAACUUUACCAUGUUGCCUUUAACACCGCCACGUUUUGCAAGAUUGCUUGAUUUGAUAUGUGCCAUCUAAAUCUGAAUUUCUCUUUAAAUAUCUAAAGUAAGUAAGAGACGGGACCUAAAACAAACUUCUUGGCAGACGUAAUAAUGAGCAAUCAGCAAAAAAUGGACUGACUGCACGAUGCACACAACUGGAUAAAUAAAAAAAGAAAGAUCAAUUUGAGGCCAAAAUCCGACCCAACUCAGAUUACUGCUGAGUUUGGUUUAUUAUUCCAGAGGGGCCAUAAUCUCACAUCAGGGCGAAGACAUUUGAAUAAUAAUCACUGCGCUCAGUUCAAUUGCUGAAGAGACCAGAAGUGUAAAAACACCCUCCAAGUUCUCGUGUGUCGAAUGUAUACAGAUGCAUUUUAACUAUUUGAACGGCAAAACCUCAAGAGUCCACUUUUUCAGAUGUGAUGCUUUUUGUGACUGUGUAUGCAAGUGUAUAAUGUAUAAUACAAAAGAAUGUGUAUAUAUUGUAUGUGAGAGAUUUACAGGAAGAUACCAUGCUCUUUCCAAAACACAGUAUUAUUUUUCUGAGAUAUAUAUAUUUAGAUUCUGUAAGUAAUCUACUCUAUUGUCAACUGAGUCAAAGACUGAUUAAACAAUAAACUAACAUUGAUAUCA